AUGAAACAGGUCAGGACACAGAAAACGCGCUGGUGGAAGUUGAAUGAAGAGGAACAUCAGCAUAAGUUUGUCCAGGAAGUUGAGAAGAAAUUGGGAGAGGAAGAGCAGGAGACGUGGAGUACAUUGAGCAAUGUUGUGCAGGAAACGGGAGAAGUACUAGGACGUACUUCGGGAAAGAAAGAAAAGAAAGAGGAGAUUUGUUUGUGGUGUACUGAGGUACAAGAGGUGGUUAAAGAAAAGAAAGAAAGGAAAGCGUUAAGACAUCUAAAUGGAAGGGCAAGACGGUCAAAGAAAAGCUAUCAGGAUAGGAAAACAGAAGAACAAAGAAGCACAGGAUGUUUACCAAGCAAAGAGAGGAAAGAUAGUGAAGAACUGGUACUUAGAGAAGACAAUCAGAUAAGGGAGUGGUGGAAGGAAUACUAUCAACAACUGAUGAAUGUAGAGAACCCAAGGGUUGAACGGGUAAUAGAAGCUGUAGAGGAAAGGGAGGUAGAGGAAAAUAAGGGUGAUAUCCAGGAUUGUGGAAUCUACCAGGGCAUCAAACUUACAUCACACACGCUAAAGGUGUGGGAAAGAAUCAUAGACAAGAGGCUAAGGAAAAGGGUGAAGGUAUCGGAACAGCAAUUCAGCCUCAUGCCCAAUAGAAUCACAGCGGAUGGUCGCUGA
Messenger RNA from Penaeus chinensis, 666 nucleotides. RefSeq names its product golgin subfamily A member 6-like protein 22. The transcript has 3 exons. Bases 1 to 666 code for a protein of 221 amino acids. NCBI's taxonomy places the organism in Eukaryota, Metazoa, Arthropoda, Malacostraca, Decapoda, Penaeidae. The record is from RefSeq and is a predicted model, not a curated record.